CCGCGGUGGUACCACAACUCGGCCAUCAAAGUCUUCGCCAAUUCCAGCAGCUUAACUGGUUUCUUAAGCCAGUUGCAUGUAAGCCGCCAAAAGUAUGCGGUUGGACUGAACGUAUCGCGCUUGGCUCACUUGUACCAUAUCCGGAUGACCACCCUGAGAUUUCAUAACAUUCAUAACACAGUCUGCAGAGCAUAAGAAGUUUAAAUUACUUUCACUUGUUUGUUCGCGACGUUAUUCUGUUAUUUACUCUUCAGCGUGCGGGUCACAAAAACGAUAUUUUGGCUACGGCCGAAGCGUGUCAUUGUCGAGAUUUAUAAUCAUUUUGAAGUUCAAAGCGGGCGGCACCGUGGUCUCUCCGUCACCCUAGAGAAACGCGCGAAAUUUAAAUUUGAUGCUUUCUUUCUUUUGAUAGGAAAAAACCCACUCAAGCGUUGAAAUAAUUUGUAUCUGGUGUAUGACUUUGGUCCUGAUCCGCUAUUUUGGUGAAUUCCGUGGUAUCCCAGUGCAAUAUCGUGUCCUGUUACUGCCAAAUUUUCAGUGAGAAAAAAAGGACGAAAAGCAAUUAAGAGCCAAUCGCGAAGUGUUGUUGUGGUGCCUUCAUUAAAAUAUUUUGAUUAGCGCUCUCUACGUAAUAUUUAUAUCAACAUGCGAGUUGGAGUUCUGCCGACCCUAGCGUUACCUGUAUUCCUCUUGCUCCUGGCAAGCCUAGACAGUGCUGGCCGGGCUGUGGCUGAAGAGCAAACCUUCGAACUUCCUGUACAGUUAAUUGGAUUCCCAGUAAUUGCAUUGUCCGUUCGCUUGUCAAAUUUCGUAAAAAAGUUGGCCUAUUCUCUCAAUCCAAGCACCUACAGGUCAAGAUCACGACGAGAUGCUUCAUACAGUGAAGUUUCUGACAUUGCCAUCGAUGUAAGUAUAGCCGAGAAGCAGAUAGUUGCUGAAUUUGGUCCGAAAGCCUGCAUUUUGGAGGAACCUUGCAGAAUUCAUGCUGCACGACCUGGAGUACGAUUCCAACAACCAGACUGGACUGAAAUUUUAAGGAAUUACAAAGUGCAAUCGACCGGGAUGAAACAAUGGUACCUGCUGUCCGUAUUCCUCGGCGACGUGAUUCGUAACGUUCCUUUGUGCAAGCAACUGGCAAAACGACUCGAGUGUGGACGAACUCCAUCGCACCAGGAGCCUCUAUUCAUCAGGGAUUAGAACUUGCGGAAUUGUUCUCAGCAGCAAACAUUCAAAUAUCCUGAUCCUGUCAUUGAUGCUCUCCGUUGGCAUUUAGUCUCAUCUUUCCUUAGGCAUCAUUCUACAUAAGUGCAGUGAUGUCCAUCGUUCACUCAUUUCAUUAUUUUGUAGUUAAUUCUAGCCAAAAAGCCUAUAAUGUGUUUGUCCAAAGUAUUUGGCCGGAAAAUCUCUGGCUCUAAUGUUGCUUCCUAGACCUACUGGCGCCUGGGGGCUUUGUUGAUUAUUCAGUAAAUCUAAGAUAUUUUGUUCUCAUAUUUGUGAAAGUAGCUUGUAUACGUUCAAUAGUCAUUAUUAUUUAAUAUUUCGCAAUACUUGUUUUCUAGCUAGAAUAGUACAACUCGAACUUUGUAAAUAUUUUCAUAUGUACUACUUAAGAAAAUACGCAUCUAUUUAAUAAAGAUUGUUUGAAUUAUAA
Messenger RNA from Hermetia illucens (black soldier fly), 1651 nucleotides. RefSeq lists its product as uncharacterized. The coding region runs from base 646 to 1197 and encodes 183 amino acids. NCBI's taxonomy places the organism in Eukaryota, Metazoa, Arthropoda, Insecta, Diptera, Stratiomyidae. The record is from RefSeq and is a predicted model, not a curated record. The transcript has 4 exons.